This is a messenger RNA of Pterocles gutturalis (yellow-throated sandgrouse), 1813 nucleotides long. RefSeq names its product ATPase, H+ transporting, lysosomal V0 subunit a4 (gene ATP6V0A4). The record is from RefSeq and is a predicted model, not a curated record. The transcript is spliced from 13 exons. NCBI's taxonomy places the organism in Eukaryota, Metazoa, Chordata, Aves, Pterocliformes, Pteroclidae. Gene Ontology annotation, cellular component: vacuolar proton-transporting V-type ATPase complex; proton-transporting V-type ATPase, V0 domain; plasma membrane. Gene Ontology annotation, molecular function: ATPase binding; proton-transporting ATPase activity, rotational mechanism. Gene Ontology annotation, biological process: proton transmembrane transport; vacuolar acidification. The annotation marks the transcript as partial.
AUUUCGUGCCACAGUCUAUCCCUGUCCAGAGUCUGCCACCGAGCGCCGAGACAUGCUUGAUGGAGUCAACACAAGGAUCGAGGAUUUAAACACAGUGAUAACCCAAACCGAGUCCCACCGCCACAGACUGCUGCAUGAGGCAGCAGCCAACUUGUGGUCCUGGGGGAUCAAGGUGAAGAAAAUCAAGGCCAUCUACCACAUCCUGAAUUGCUGUAACAUCGACGUCACCCAGCAGUGCGUCAUUGCAGAGAUCUGGUUCCCAGUGGCUGAUGCUGGCCGAAUAAAAAGAGCUCUCCAUCAGGGGAUGGAGCGCAGUGGCUCUACGAUUGCCCCUAUCCUAACCGCCAUAAACACCAGGAUGGCACCACCCACCUUCAACAGGACCAACAAGUUCACAGCUGGAUUUCAGAACAUUGUGGAUGCAUACGGUGUGGGCAACUACAGGGAGAUGAACCCAGCUCCGUACACUAUCAUUACCUUCCCCUUCUUGUUUGCGGUGAUGUUUGGGGAUUGUGGCCAUGGUGCUGUCAUGCUAGGCUUUGCGCUCUGGAUGGUCAUUAAUGAAAAGAGCCUUCUUGCCCAGAAAAGCACUAACGAGAUCUGGAACACCUUUUUCAGCGGGCGCUACCUGAUCCUGCUCAUGGCCAUAUUCUCCAUGUACACUGGCUUCAUCUACAAUGACUGCUUCUCCAAAUCUUUCAACAUCUUCGGCUCUUCCUGGCAUAUCAUCCCCAUGUUUAAAAAUAGCACUUGGAAUAAGGAUGUGCUUCUGGACAAUGCGGUGCUGCAGUUAGAUCCAGCAGUCCCAGGAGUCUACUCUGGAAAUCCAUAUCCAUUUGGAAUAGAUCCGAUCUGGAAUGUUGCAUCAAACAAGCUGACUUUCCUGAACUCCUACAAAAUGAAGAUGUCGGUUGUGAUAGGGAUUGUGCACAUGAUUUUUGGGGUGAUACUCAGUCUCUUCAACCACAUCUACUUCAAGAAAUACAUAAACAUUAUCCUUCAGUUCAUUCCAGAGAUGAUUUUUAUUCUCUCUCUUUUUGGCUACCUGGUCUUCAUGAUUAUUUUCAAAUGGUGUCAUUUUGAUGUCCACUCAUCCCAGAGCGCACCAAGCAUCCUCAUCCACUUCAUCAAUAUGUUUCUGUUCAAUUACGGUGACACUUCAAAUGCUCCAUUAUAUCUGCAUCAGAGAGAAGUGCAGAGUUUCUUGGUCAUAUUUGCUCUGAUUGCUGUUCCCUGGAUGCUCCUAAUUAAACCUUUCAUCCUCCGAGCCAAUCACCAGAAAACGCAGCGCAUGAUUCAGUCUCAAGUUAUCUCAGGAAACCCUGGAGGUGAAAAUGAGGUAGAUGUCCCAGAGACAAAUCACUCCAAGAAAGCUUCCCAGAGAGACCACAGUGGUGGCCAUGGAGGACAUGAGCAUGAUGAUGAAGAGUUUGAUUUUGGAGACACAUUUGUCCACCAAGCUAUCCAUACCAUUGAGUACUGCCUUGGCUGCAUCUCCAACACAGCAUCCUACUUGCGGCUCUGGGCGCUGAGCUUAGCCCAUGCACAACUAUCAGAGGUCCUUUGGACCAUGGUAAUGCACAAUGGGCUCAGAAACAGCAGCUGGGCAGGACUCAUCAUCAUGUUCAUCAUCUUCGCAGCAUUUGCAGUGCUGACGGUAGCCAUCCUGCUUGUCAUGGAGGGGCUCUCAGCCUUUCUGCACGCCUUGCGUCUGCACUGGGUGGAGUUCCAGAACAAGUUCUACGUGGGAGCUGGGUACAAAUUUUGUCCGUUCUCCUUCAAGCACAUCAUCGAUGGCACCGCAGAAGAGUGA